ACAGCUACAAGAAGCAUGCUCUACAACGUUUUAUGUUGUCAUUUGUUCUACGUUCUUGAAGUAUUUUAAAAAAUAAAUAAGAGUAAAAUUUGAAUUGUGCGACACAAAUAACACAUAAUAGUUGAAUUUAGAAAAAAUUUACUAUAUUUUUAUCAAGUGUAUGCGACAUGUGAUACUUUUAUCAUUCUCUGCAUACAACAAAUUGUUAAAGUAUAUAGGUUAUUUUAAACAUUUUUAGAAACUUUGACUGGUUCCAGAAACGCGAGAGUAUUUGAGGCAAUUAAAAUUUUUUGAGUGACAGAAAAAGAAUAAUUGAACACGUUGCUCUUUCCUUAUAUUCGAUAACUAAGCAGAACACGAUAAAUAUCUGUAGGACUUCAUAGAAAUAUCUGUACAAUAUCAUGGGAUCUAAUCACGAUCAAACAUUUUUGCAUGUACUUCGUGAGGAAAAAAACAUUAGUAAUUUCUUGGACGCCUUUUUUGGAUUUUUAUAUAGAUGCACAGAUUUUUAUGUUGAAACAAACUCGCAACAAAAAUUGGGUUUUCCACCAGGAAUAGCAGAGAAACUCGUAUUAAAUACUAUGUACAAAUGGAAAAACUCAGCAUUGUCUUUGCAAAAGACACCAUUGUCUGUGAAUGAUAACACAAACAGAAGUGGUACUUCAGAUCAAUUUGUUUUGAUGCAAAAUGAAAACUGUCAAACUGUAGAACUACCUCCACCUAUGGCACAAGAGAUUGAAAUUGAUUCGUGUAACAAAUCAAAUGAUAUUAAAUCAUUCUCUAAGCAAUCGUUGAAGACAGACCAUAUAUCAGAUAGUUACAAUGGAGCUGUAAGAGAAAAUUAUAUUUGGACCCAAACUCUGAGUGAUUUGGAUGUACUUGUAAAAAUACCAGAACACAUAAAAGCAUCCAAAGAUACAAUUACAGUCAACAUAAGCGCCAAUGAGAUCAAAAUUGAUGGAAAACCUUCUGUCUCUUCAGUAAAUUCUGAAUGGGAAAACAUUUUCAGUGGCAAACUUAAUUUUAAAAUCCGCAGAGAUGAAUCUACAUGGAGCAUUGAAGCUGGAAAACAAAUUAGUAUUCAUCUUGAAAAAGCUAUGGAAAGAUGGUGGGAAUCCUUAGUAAUUGAUGAACCAAAAAUUGACUUAAAUAAAAUUGACUGUACAAAGCAUUUUGAUGACAUGGCACAGGAAGAACAAAUGAAAGUACAAGAAUUGAUGUGGAAUCAUCAACAGAAGAUCUUGGGCAAACCUACAUCUGAACAAAUUAAGAUGGAGGCCACUUUGAAACAAGCGUGGAAUGCUAAAGGAUCUCCUUUUCAGGGUAUGCCUUACGAUCCUUCCAUUUUAAAGUACAAUUAAUGUAUUUUAAUAUAUUUUAUGAAAUUAUAAUGUUUAUGUGUCAGAUAUUAAUUCUGGAAUGCUACUCAUAUUUUUCUUACAUUAAUACUAUUUUGAGUAAAAACUCACGUAAUUAAAAAUUUUUUAAUACUUUUUUCUAUUUUAUGGGUUGAGCAAGGAGUUAGAAUAAUUAAAUAAUGCUAUUUUAUUGUAAAAAGGUAUUGUUAAAUAUAUUGUUAUUUUAAGCUAUCAAAAUUUAAUACAAAAACUAUAUUAAACUUGAAUUAACACAUAGGUGAAAUUGAAAAUUCACCUAGAAUAGCAUUCCAGGAUAAAAAUCAGAUUAUGUUUAUAUUAAAUAGCUUACAUUAAACUAUUUAUAUUGUAAUAAUUUUAUAAUGUGUGUGUGUGUGUGUGUGUGUGUGUGUGUGUGUGUGUGUGUGUGUGUGUGUGCGUGCGUGUGUGUGUGUGCGUGUGCGUGCGUGCGUGUGUGUAUAAUAUAUGCUACAAUUUUAUUGCCUAGAAAUCUUGUUUUGAUAUCUUCGAUAUUUUGCCUUACAUAUUCUAUGUAUUUAAUAUUAUAAAAAUUAUGAAGAGAACGAAAACAAUGAAGAAUAAUGUUUAAGUAUCUUUAAAUAAAAUAAUCCAAAUUAA
This is a messenger RNA of Solenopsis invicta (red fire ant), 1994 nucleotides long. RefSeq names its product nudC domain-containing protein 3. Gene Ontology annotation, biological process: protein folding. NCBI's taxonomy places the organism in Eukaryota, Metazoa, Arthropoda, Insecta, Hymenoptera, Formicidae. The transcript has 4 exons. Bases 402 to 1361 code for a protein of 319 amino acids. The record is from RefSeq and is a predicted model, not a curated record. Gene Ontology annotation, cellular component: cytoplasm.